GAGCGCGCGAGAGGACGGGAGGAUGCCCCGUGAGUAAGUGACACCAAGUGACACCCAGUGCAGGCAGGUUAUUUCGCCGGAGUGAAAUCCAUUGGUAAACAUGCAGCCGCGGCAUUACCAUCGUGAGUGACCGUCGUGAUUACGCCCGAUUAUAAUGGCAGAGAACCUGUCGAAACGGCCUUCCAAAGGAAUCCUCAAGACGUCCAGCAGUUUUGACAAUCCGGAGGCGCCUAGACCGAGCAAAGAAACAACAUGGGACGAGAUGAAUAUUAUUGCUACUCUUCAUCCUGCUGAUAAGGACUAUGGCCACAUGAAGAUUGAAGAACCAAAAACCCCAUAUAAUUUCGAAGGCCUCCAAAAUGAACAUGAGUUUGAUCAAUUAGACGCUAGUGCUCUUGCAGCAAAGUUAGCUGGAGGUAGUAAGCCCAAAAUUUUUGAGGAAUCCAGUGAAGAGGAGGAAGACGAAGAAACUCCUGAAGAAAAAGAAAGGAGAAGAGCUUUCGAGGCAAAAAGAAAGGGCCAUUAUCGAGAGUGGCAUGCUGUACAAAUGGCGAGACGACUUUUAGAGCAAGAAGAAUUAGAAGAGGAAGAUGAAGAUGGCGAGGGUAAAAAUAAUGAGGAAAAUUCAUCAGAGGAAGAAAGCAAUUUUGACACGCGUUUCAAAUGCAUGCCGUCCUGUGAUAGAACCGAAAAGAAAUAAACGAAAAACAUCGAUUGAUAAUUUUCUUAAAUCGUCGAUCACAGUCAUAAUUUCAAUUUGACUUCACUGUUUAAUGCUAUCGCGAUUAAAAUAUAUCAAGCAGCAAAGAAAGUGUUUACAUCAAUUACAUUAAAAUGCCCAAGCUAAAUUUCGCAUUUUAAUUAUGUAUAUAUAGCUCUUUCAACUCCAUCUUUAUAGCUCUUUAGCUCCAUCUUCUGUAAAUAAACAUUUUAAAAUGAACUUGAAUGUUUAGCAUAAACCGCUGUUAGAUUUUCCAAGAUUAGAUAAAGUUAUAACAACAUUAUAGAGUAUUUAAAAAUACUAGUAAGUUAUGCACAGAAAAAUUCAUUUUUAAUGAUUUAUUUUAGUUUCCAUACAUUAUAAAAAUUUCAAUUAUUGCUUCGUAUAAACUUUUCUCGUUCUUUCGCGAAUGUAUUAUUCCAGGCCUAUCGACAUUAUUUCAACACAGCGUUCCUGUAAAAUUUAAUGUUUUU
Mycetomoellerius zeteki is the source of this 1194-nucleotide messenger RNA. Its product is annotated as protein phosphatase inhibitor 2. Lineage: Eukaryota; Metazoa; Arthropoda; Insecta; Hymenoptera; Formicidae. Gene Ontology annotation, biological process: regulation of signal transduction. The record is from RefSeq and is a predicted model, not a curated record. Gene Ontology annotation, molecular function: protein phosphatase inhibitor activity. The transcript has 4 exons. Bases 155 to 700 code for a protein of 181 amino acids.